Messenger RNA from Tachysurus fulvidraco (yellow catfish), 1513 nucleotides. It is a transcript of the gene tssk6, whose product is annotated as testis-specific serine kinase 6. The transcript has a single exon. Gene Ontology annotation, molecular function: protein serine/threonine kinase activity; ATP binding. The record is from RefSeq and is a predicted model, not a curated record. Lineage: Eukaryota; Metazoa; Chordata; Actinopteri; Siluriformes; Bagridae. Bases 244 to 1155 code for a protein of 303 amino acids. Gene Ontology annotation, biological process: cellular response to glucose starvation; protein phosphorylation; intracellular signal transduction.
GCGUCGGCUGCUGCUUUACGCGUCGGCUGCUGCUUUACGCGCCGGCUGCUGCUUUACGCGCCGGCUGCUGCUUUAAGCGUCGGCUGCUGUUUUAUUCGCCGUGAUUCUAGUGCAUUCUGUUAUUAUGCAACAUGCACCACGUCAUAAGAUCACGAAUGCGAAUCAGAAUGAAAUUAUGAACUAAUUACGUAAUGAUAAAAUGAUGAAAUAAUUCAUCUGAAACCACGCGCAAUUAUAAAAGUAAUGGAGGACGAGACAAAGUUAUUAAAAAAAAAUGGCUACAUACCGGACCGUACACUGGGUGAAGGGUCUUAUGGCAAGGUCAAGUCUGCCUACUCUAAAGAACUGAAGAAAAAAGUUGCUAUCAAAAUCAUUGACUUGAAAAAAGCACCCUCUGAGGUGCUGCAGAAAUUCCUGCCACGUGAACUGGAGAUCAUCUCCUCACUCAUCCACCCACACAUUGUAAGGACCUUCAAGAACUUUUAUAUAGAUUCAAAAAAACUGUUAAUUGUGAUGGAACUAGUAGAGCAGGGUGACUUGCUUGAUCUCAUUAAAACCAGAGGCAAACUUACAGAAGAACUCUCUAAAAAACUGUUCCGACAACUAUCACUUGCUGUCAAGUUCAUCCAUGAUCAAAACAUCGUUCAUCGGGACUUGAAGUGUGAGAACCUGCUGCUAGAUAAAAAGUUCAACUUGAAAGUCACAGACUUUGGGUUUAGCAAGAGACUAGAUUAUGUGGAUGGAGAGAUGAUGCUGAGUGACUCAUUCUGUGGGUCUACAGCAUAUGCAUCACCAGAAUUACUGCAGAAUCUACCUUAUAACCCUAAAGUGAAUGAUGUAUGGAGCAUGGGUGUUGUGCUCUUCAUCAUGCUGACCGGUGCCAUGCCCUUCGAUGACUCCAACCCUAUGAAGAUGUUGGAAACUCAGAAGAAACAUGCCAUCAAAUUCCCUAAACAUGCACAGAAGUACAAGUCCGCGUAUGACCUGAUUAUCCGUAUGCUGGACCCUGACCCUCUCAAAAGGAUUGACGUCAACUGCAUCCUCCAACACCCGUGGCUACAGGAAGAGCCCAAAUUAGUUAAAUGUAUCCAGAGACAAUUAAGAGGUCCAUCUACAUCAAAGGACUGCACAGAUGGUGCUAAACACAAGAGGUAAAGAUAGCGCCAUCAGAUGACAAUCCUACACGAGAAUCCAGGAGUUUACUUGAAGCCGUAGAGCCAGUGGUGCCACGAAGAUCAUGUAACGUCUCCAAGAUUAAAUGAUCCAUUCUGUAGCAUUAGAUACUCAUGAAACAGAGGCGUACGGUAUAUUAGAUGCAUAUUUGAUAGCGCUUCAAAUGUAUAAUUUGUUCAUUUAGAUUAACAACAACUUGAGUCAAUUUUGAGUCAAAAUUCAUAUAGUUUAGCUUAUAUAACUCAAUUUAACUGAAAUAAUUUUAUUAUGGGACGAGUCAUUUCAAUAACAAUCGCUUGUUACACAAAUCCAACCUUCAAAUAAAAAUUAUAUUAUAUUA